Brassica oleracea var. oleracea is the source of this 1683-nucleotide messenger RNA. Its product is annotated as probable receptor-like protein kinase At1g80640. Lineage: Eukaryota; Viridiplantae; Streptophyta; Magnoliopsida; Brassicales; Brassicaceae. Gene Ontology annotation, molecular function: protein kinase activity; ATP binding. Gene Ontology annotation, biological process: protein phosphorylation. The record is from RefSeq and is a predicted model, not a curated record. Bases 304 to 1590 code for a protein of 428 amino acids. The transcript has 9 exons.
UAGUCCACAAUUCCACGUCUUAACACCCCACGUCCGGUCUCUCUCUCUCUCUCAUCAAGGCAGCACUCUCUUUUUUGGGUUUGGUUUCAACUUUUUACACCUUUUGAUAACUGCCACAUGAAAACCAAACCAAUACACUGUCUUUCUCUCUCCGUUUCCCAACCCCAACUGUGUCCUGUCCUCCUCUCUUGUCUCCAUCUUCAGACAAAGAUUAUCUCAAAGAUUUCUUCCCAUCUCCAUUAAAAGAACUCAAAAGGAAGAAGCUUCACAAUAGUUUCAUUCUCUCUCUCUCUCUCUCUCUGCAUGUUUGUGAAACACCAAACAAGAAUGUGUCUCCUUCGUCAUUUGCUGUUGCCCAUUUGUCUAGUGGGUUUCUGCUUGUUCUCCGUUGUCUUUGUUUCUGCUACUCCCCAAGAAAUCCCUAUCUCUCAGGCUUCUCCUCGAACCGGAGGCGCUCAAUCCUCAGGGCCUCCCGUUGUUAAAGUGGUGAUUCGUCAGGACUUGAACAAGAAGAUUCUAAUCGCUCUUAUAGUCUCCUCAACACUCCUCUGUAUCACAGUCAUGAUGAUUCUCUACCUCUUGCUAUGGAGGUACCGAAGUAUGAAUAACAACAGCUUCAACGGGAUCAAGGGGAAGUCCGAUUCUGUGAAGAGUAGUGGAUCCACGAAACCUGUUGUACACAAGGUUGAUUCUGUGACGAAAGGAACUAUCCCUGUCUAUGAGUACCAGCUGCUGGAGUCUGGUACAAACAAGUUUAGCGAUGGUAACGUGUUGAGCCGAGGUGGUCGUGGAUGUCUUUACAGCGCUUGUCUUGAUGGAAAGUCAUCUGUCACUGUGAAGAAGCUUGAUGUUGGUGGAGAGACAGACAUUGAGAAACAGUUUGAGAAUGAGGUAGACUGGUUGGCUAAGAUCAAGCAUCAGAACAUAAUCUCCCUUUUGGGGUUUAGCGUCUAUCGCCAGACUAGAUGUAUUGUGUAUGAGAUGAUGCAGAAUGGAUCUUUGGAGAGUCGGCUGCAUGGGCCUAGUCAAGGUUCAGGUUUAACUUGGCAGCUUAGAAUGAAAAUCGCGGUCGAUAUAGCAAGAGGAUUAGAGUAUCUUCAUGAGCAUUGCCAUCCUCCAGUAGUUCACAGAGAUUUGAAAUCGUCUAACAUCCUUCUAGACUCUGAUUUCAACGCAAAGAUAUCAGAUUUUGGGUAUGCAACUGUGUUGAUGACUCAGAACAAAAAUCUGAACAGACCUUCUGAGUAUCUUCUUGAUGGGAAAGUAACAGACAAGAAUGAUGUCUACUCUUUUGGGGUGAUUCUCCUAGAACUUCUCCUGGGGAAGAGAUCAGUGGAGAAACCAACAACUGAACCAGAAUCCGUUGUCACUUGGGCUGUACCAAAGCUGAGUGACAGAGCUAAUCUGCCAAACAUAUUGGAUCCUGCAAUCAAAGGAACCAUGGAUUUGAAGCAUCUUUAUCAGGUAGCAGCGGUUGCGGUGUUGUGUGUGCAGCCAGAGCCAAGUUACAGACCACUAAUAACCGAUGUGUUGCACUCACUCAUCCCUCUUCUACCACUAGAACUCGGCGGAUCAUUGAGAAUUUUAUAAAACACAUUUUCAUUUCCUUUAUUGUAAUCUUUUCAUUUUGAAUUGAAUGUUGUUGGUGAUCUUGUGCAAAAUUCCACUUUUUAUCUGUUUUUU